Messenger RNA from Brassica napus (rape), 1038 nucleotides. RefSeq lists its product as uncharacterized. The record is from RefSeq and is a predicted model, not a curated record. Lineage: Eukaryota; Viridiplantae; Streptophyta; Magnoliopsida; Brassicales; Brassicaceae. The coding region runs from base 1 to 1038 and encodes 345 amino acids. The transcript is spliced from 3 exons. Gene Ontology annotation, molecular function: zinc ion binding.
AUGAGGAACAUGUUUAGGAUGAAGCUAGAUUACAACACUUCGUACAGAGCUUUGUUAUCUGCGCAAGAGUUGGUGAGAGGAACAACAGAAGAUGGAUAUGAGAAUCUUCAUUCUUAUUUGCGUCAGAUCGAGAUAUCGAAUCCGGGUACUGUCACAUGUCUUGAUAAAGAUGGUGAAAACAGAUUUAAGUAUCUAUUCCUAUCUUUUGGAGCUUCGAUAGCUGGUUUUACCUAUCUUAGGAGGGUUAUUGUGGUGGAUGGGACUCAUCUACGUGGGAAGUAUGAAGGAGUUAUGCUAGUUGCGGCUGCCAAGACGUAUGCUUUUGUGAUAGUUUCUGACAAGCACGGUUCCUUUAAGAAGGCGUGUGAGAAGGUUUUCCCUUGGGCAAGACGAGGAAUAUGCUAUUAUCAUCUACAACAGAACAUGGUCCAAAAGUUCAAGGGAAAUCAGAUGUUGUACUUGGUCAAAGGCGCUGCUUAUGCACAUACACUUUUCGAUUUUAACCGAUACAUGGAUGAGAUACGGAGUGACAUAUACAAUAUAAAGACUAGCAAGAUCGCAAAAUCUAUCAACUCCGCACUUAAGCCAGCCAAAGGAUUCCCAGUCUCAUUCCUUUUAGAAUUUAUACGCGAGAAGCUUGGAAGGUGGUUCUUUAAAAGGAGAGAAGAUGCUUUGAGUCUCACUUCACAUCAUAAUCGGGGAGUUGAAAACUUGUUGGCUAUUCGUGAAGAGUAUGCAGAUAUGAUGAAUGUGGAGCGUAUUGAUGGUUGGCAAUUUGUUGUGAGAGGAGGACAUCGAGAUUGUGUUUAUGACUUGGAACUUCGAAGGUGUCAAUGUAGUGUGUUUGAUAUUGAGAAGAUACCUUGUUCACAUACCAUUGCAGCUGCAAAGGAUGCAAAUAUUCAUGUCUCUACGCUUGGAUGCCCAUCCUAUUCAAAGAAUUAUCUUUAUGCAGCAUACGCGGCAAAUAUAUAUCCCAAAAGUGACUUUUUGGAAUCUCCCAACACUGAUGACACAUCACCUGCCAAUGAAGAAUGA